AACACUAUUAUCAAUUCCAAUCGCCAUAAUGCGUUACUCCCCAGCCAUCUUGUUCGCAGUCCUUGCGGCCCAGGUCUCCGCCCACGGUGUUAUCACCGAAAUUCAAGGAGCUAAUGGAGUGAACAUGCCCGGACUCUCAGUUGCCGAUGGCACGCCUCGAGACUGCGCAUCCCCAGGCUGCGGCGCCGAAGCCGACACUAGCAUCAUCCGCAACAAGGAACUGGGCAGCAACAAGGCGUCCGCCCUCGGCCGAACAUCCACGGGCCCUGUCGAUGCUGCUGCUGCCAUCUCCUCCUUCAUGGGAACCACCAAGAAGCGUGGCCUCCUCGAUGCCCUCACCGGCGGCAACGGUGGAGGAGCUGGAGGAGCUGGAAAAGCAAACACAGGCGGUGCCACGGGCGCUGGCACGAAGACUGCCAAAGGCACCACUGAGCAAGGCGUCUCCGCCGCCGCCGGCAAGGGCGCUACCUCCGGCCUGCCCACCUGCGCCGACGACGGUUCCAUCACCAUGACCUUCCACCAAGUCAACCAAGACGGCGCUGGGCCCCUAACCGCCGCCGUCGACCCCACGAGCGGCGGCACCGACCCCACCGCCUUCCAAACCGCCCAAGUCUCCCAGAACGUCCCGGGCAUCGGCAUCGGCGGCCUCUCCGGCGCCACCACGACCGAUUUUCCCGUCAAGGUGCAGAUGCCCGCGGGCAUGACGUGCACCGGCUCCGUCGGCGGCGCGCAGAACGUCUGCGUCGUGCGCAUGCAGAACUCAGCGCUCGCGGGGCCCUUUGGCGGCAGCGCGGCCUUCACGCAGAGUCCGGCGGCGAAGAAGCGCGCGGUGGAGUUCAACCUCCGCAAGCGCCAUAUGGCGAGGGGAAUCUUGGGGAAGCCGGAGUUGGAGUAAUGGAUAAUUUAGACAGAGGGCGGUAAGAGAGUUUGCUGGGCGAACGGACCGCGAUGAGCACAUGAGGGCUUUUUCUUUUGUGGGCGGGGUGGGGAGCAUGGGUAGGGAGUCGUGAGGCUUUAUGGUGUGUGGGUUUCGAUUGUAUAUACUCAC
Molecule: messenger RNA, 1048 nt
Organism: Mytilinidion resinicola
Lineage: Eukaryota; Fungi; Ascomycota; Dothideomycetes; Mytilinidiales; Mytilinidiaceae
Product: Gas2, regulated by Bmp1 MAP kinase cascade
Exons: 3
Coding region: 29-895 (288 amino acids)
Source: RefSeq, a predicted model, not a curated record